Melampsora larici-populina 98AG31 is the source of this 628-nucleotide messenger RNA. RefSeq lists its product as uncharacterized. Lineage: Eukaryota; Fungi; Basidiomycota; Pucciniomycetes; Pucciniales; Melampsoraceae. The record is from RefSeq and is a predicted model, not a curated record. Bases 90 to 401 code for a protein of 103 amino acids. The transcript has a single exon.
ACUUCCCCACCAAUUUUACCAGUGUUCGCGGUCCAUCAAGUGUGGCAUCUCAUCAACACACUUCAUUACAUAACUUUCCCCGUCGCCGCAUGCCUACACCACCCCCACCUUACACGGAGGAAUGCCAUCAACCUCUACUAACUGCUGAUGUACGGCCUACUUGCACUACGGAUCCCAAGCCUUCCAUCUUUUCUCGUCAACGGACUUCCUCAGCUUCCUCAUGGGUUAAGAAUGUCAUCUCUCGAUCGUCAUCUAGAUCUUCUCUUCGCCAACAAUAUACGGAAAUACCGCUUAGCCCCGAAGAAAUAGAAGAAGCCGAAAGAAUCAAGUUAGAAAAAGCUCGAAUUGCUCUUGCUGAAUGGAAUCGUAUCAGCGAAGCACUCAAAGAGGCCGGCUUCUGAGAAGCUUGAAACCCUGUAGAAAAUAUGGGAUGUGACUUGCGCCAUUUGUAUAUAAAUGGAUUACUCUUUUUUAUUGUAUUGUUCGAUAGAUUUAUCUCUUUCUUUAUUGUAUUGUUAUCAUAGGUUUAUCUCUGGUAGUAGUGAAACCGGUUUCUUGUCAACAUAUAGAAGGCAAUGGUUCUUUCACUUGAUAAAGCGGAAUACAUUAAACUGUUGAAGACUCACGU